This is a messenger RNA of Thermothelomyces thermophilus ATCC 42464, 1689 nucleotides long. RefSeq lists its product as uncharacterized. The annotation marks the transcript as partial. Lineage: Eukaryota; Fungi; Ascomycota; Sordariomycetes; Sordariales; Chaetomiaceae. The record is from RefSeq and is a predicted model, not a curated record. The transcript is spliced from 3 exons.
AUGGGCGGCCCGGCCUCUCUGGUCGUACGAGACUCGCAGACUCCCAGCCAUGCCGUCGGACCGGGCGGCCCCCUGAGCAGAGACGAUGCCCCUGGCGCAAGGAGGCGAUCGUCAACAACCUCCCGGCGGGCUGCAUACAAUGCCCGAAACUUUGCCCAUAACCGUCACAGCCACGAAGCUGCCAUCUUCGGCUCCCACCGGGUACGGACUCGGAGCGUGGCGAGGGCAGAGGGCCAGGAGCUCCAGGGGCACACGCAGCACGCGGACUCGCAUCCCGGCGUGGUUCGGACCGACAGCAGCGACAAAGCAGUCAAAGAGUGGAAGCCAUCCAUCGUGAUAGGGUCCCCUCUCUGGCUCGAGGGAGAGGAUCUCAGUGCUAUUCAGAUAGCCGACAGGAAGGUUGCCCAGACCCGUCUCUGGGCUGACCACUACCGCGGAGUGCCGUACUUUGCCCAGGCACACCAGGAAGCCGUCGAGCAAAGGCAGAGGCUGGACGAGGCAUCCGAGGAGAACACCAAGCCCAGAUCGGCCCUCGAGUCUACCCGGAACCGAGCGAUUCAGGACCGCCUCGACGUCCUCGGCGCCCUUCUCCAGAGCAGCAGCUUCCCCCCCGAGCGCCAGAACAUCGAGGCGGCCAUGGCCGGCUACCGGUCCGGCGCCAUCCUGUACUCGGACUCGUACACGCUCCUCUGGGCCGGCCGCGUCGUCGACCGCUGCCCGGACUACUCCUCCUUCACCCGCGACCGGGAGGCUCGCCUGAACCGCUACGCGGCCGAGUACGGCCCGGGAUGGCUGUGGUACGAACCCCCGCUCACACGCGGGCAGACGAACGUUGUGGCCAAAAAGGGCUUCUGUCUCGAGAGCAAGGCGAGCUGGCGCCAGCCCACAGAGAACAUGGGCCACUACCAGAUCCGGAUGGGCUUCCGUCGGCGCAAGGCCAACGUAUCGCGAGGUGGGGUAGGAGAAGGAGGAGGAGGAGGAGGAGGAAAGCAACCAUCUUCCUUCUUCUCCGCCCGGACCAUUCCCCAGCCCAGCACCAGCGCCCCGGGCGAGACAGUCCCGGACCCGGACGGGCCCCGCAUUAUCUAUAGCGUGCUCCUCGACAGCGGCGCCACCUUCCCGACCCUAUGGGAGUCGGAUCUGCCCGCCCUGGGCAUCCAUCCGGCCAGGUAUGCCGCCCAGUCGGCCCGGCGCGUCCACACGGCCGACUCGACCCUCGUCUCACGCAUCUACGAGCUCGACGUGAGCGUCAUGGGCAGCCUCGACGACGACGAUGACGAUGAUGACGGUUACGACAACGGCAACGACGGUGGUGGCACUAAUCGCGGUCCCCUUUCCAGAACCGGAUCCAGAGCCAGAGCCGAGCCAGGUCGGGACCCGACAAGCCCAUCCAGCCACUCGACGACGACCAAGACGACGACGACGACAACAACAUCACUGAGCUGCACGAUUCCCGUGCUCGUCUUCCCCGGCGCCUCUCGGGACGCCACCACCGCAGCCGACGGGUCCCCCUCCUCCUCCCCCGACGCGGUGCCCGACCGCCUCAGCGGGCUGCUGCCCUUCCACACGUGCUACCUCUCCGGCGCCCCGGGCUCGUUCCGGCUGUGGAUGGGCGAUCGCCGGCGGGACGUGCUCGGCGCCUCCCGGCUGCCGGGCAUGAUGCGGUACGGCGAGGUCCUGGGAGGGGCG